AUGCAACUGCCAAAGCUGCCGUCCGUCGCAGACCUCAUCCGGCUGUACGGUCUGUCCGCCAAGUCGCAGCUCAGCCAGAACUUUAUCCUGGAUCUCAAUGUCACAAAUCGCCUCAUUGCGCCGGCCAAGCUCAAGGACGCCAUCGUCAUCGAAGUCGGAUCUGGUCCCGGCGCGCUCACUCGCUCCAUCCUGGAAGCAGGGCCCAAGAAGGUGUUUGCCAUUGAGAAGGAUCGCCGAUUUCUGCCUUCAUUGCAGCUACUCGCGGAGGCGGCUGAAGGGCGAAUGCAAGUCGUGCAUCACGAUAUUCUAACUCUUGAUUAUACAAAGCUAUUGGCGCCGCUCGUCAAGCCUCAGCCAUGGAGUGAGCCAAGUAAUGGCGUCUACAUUAUCGGAAAUCUGCCGUUCAACAUUUCCACACGAUUGCUAGUGGAUUUAGUACACGAUUGUCGACUCAAACGAGGCGUGUUUGGGUUUGGCCGCACGCACUUGCUCUUUACGUUUCAACAUGAAGUAGCUGAGCGAAUUGUCGCCAAACCUGGAACAAGCGAUCGGAGUCGUCUGUCGCUCCUAGUGCAGCACGCUUUCGCUGCUCGGUAUCACUAUCACAUGCCAAACACUGUGUUUGUACCGCCGCCAAAGGUGCAAGUGGGUGGUGUCUACUUUGCCCCAUUGGAGCAACCAAUGACAGCAGCUCCGAUUGCCUCAGUGGAGCUGGUUGCGCAGCACAUUCUAAACCAACGUGGCAAAUUCAUCUCUAAUGGCGUUGGGCGUCUAGUCGGCGGCAAUGCAGACAUUGCACUGCAACUGCUGGAACAGGCCAAAAUACCUCCAACGACGCGUGUUUCGAAUGUAUCAACAGAGCAGUUUGCCGCGUUGGUUGACGCGUACGAAGCCCAUUUACAAUCGCCGCUGGCGGCAACGCAUGGCGGUCCGAUGAUGAGCCCGUCGCAACGCGAAGCAAAGCGAAUCAAGUUGAUGCACCGGCUCGAACGUCUGUCCGAGAAGGGUGCGGUGGAUUGGACUGAAUUGCGGCCAGACCCAUCGGGCCGAGCGGCCGACGAUCAGGAUCCUGCCCGUGCCAACAAGAGUGGAAACGUUGUCAAGGUCGUUUCCUCUCGCAACGCCGCAGUCAUGGUUCUACCCGCACGAGCCUCGUCCUCCCCCGAGGAGAUGCGCGCCGGGUCGGCAGAAGGAGGUGCUUCACCUUCCCUGCCACAAGACAACGACGAAGGAGUGUCCACAC
Capsaspora owczarzaki ATCC 30864 is the source of this 1243-nucleotide messenger RNA. Its product is annotated as dimethyladenosine transferase 1. NCBI's taxonomy places the organism in Eukaryota, Filasterea, Ministeriida, Capsasporidae. Gene Ontology annotation, cellular component: mitochondrial matrix. Gene Ontology annotation, molecular function: mitochondrial transcription factor activity; rRNA (adenine-N6,N6-)-dimethyltransferase activity. The annotation marks the transcript as partial. Gene Ontology annotation, biological process: rRNA methylation; transcription initiation at mitochondrial promoter. The record is from RefSeq and is a predicted model, not a curated record. The transcript is spliced from 8 exons.